Aspergillus melleus is the source of this 711-nucleotide messenger RNA. Its product is annotated as DUF202 domain-containing protein. Bases 1 to 711 code for a protein of 236 amino acids. The transcript is spliced from 3 exons. The record is from RefSeq and is a predicted model, not a curated record. Lineage: Eukaryota; Fungi; Ascomycota; Eurotiomycetes; Eurotiales; Aspergillaceae.
AUGACCGACCGGUCUGACUCUGAUCACCUCGCCAACGGUCCUGCCACCGUCGCCGACCAUGAUCGUCCCUCUGAACCUGAUCGCCGACCUUCCCCAGACUCCGAUCGACGGGACUCAGACGAGCGAGACCGAGAUGCUCUGGAACUCCACGAGAUCGAAACCCAAGACGACGCCGCCACCUCGACGGCGUCCAUCUCGUCGGGUGAGUAUCGCAUCACGACGCACCGCACCGCAUCGCGAACCAGUCAGCGGACGGUGCAGAGUCGGGCGCCACGCAAGGGGUUCGCGGGCUAUGUGCAGCGGUUCUGGACGCGCAACGUCGUGUUGACGGUGCCGCAGAAGAGCAAUCGGGAUCAUUUCGCCCUCGAACGGACAUUCCUGGCAUACAUCCGCACGUCCGUCAUCCUAGCCAUGCAGGGCGUUCUGGUUGCACAGCUGUUUCGUCUGCAGCAUUCCACCUCCUCCAAUUCGCGCCUCGGAUAUCAUGAAGUAGGCAUUCCCCUGUCGGUCGCGUGCCACGCAGUCGCAAUCCUAGUGGCCUUGAUGGGGGCGCAUCGCUUUUUCAAACAACAGAAUGCUGUGGCGCUGGGGACUGUGUAUGCGGGGGGAUGGGAGUUGAAUUGUAUUGGGGUGUUGAUUGGUUUGGUAAUCCUGACAACAUUCAUCCUCUGCGUCAUUAUAACCGUGGAGAUUGAGACUCACGAGUCGUAA